Molecule: messenger RNA, 1526 nt
Organism: Morone saxatilis (striped sea-bass)
Lineage: Eukaryota; Metazoa; Chordata; Actinopteri; Moronidae
Gene: hcar2
Product: proteinase-activated receptor 3
Exons: 1
Coding region: 99-980 (293 amino acids)
Biological process (GO): positive regulation of Rho protein signal transduction; phospholipase C-activating G protein-coupled receptor signaling pathway
Cellular component (GO): membrane
Molecular function (GO): G protein-coupled receptor activity
Source: RefSeq, a predicted model, not a curated record
UCUAAUAACAGAACCUGAUCUUUCCUGUUUGUCUGACAGAUCUUCGUUCCUCGCCUUCCUCGCGUCCUCUGACGACCUCCUUCUCUGAUCCGGCCGUCAUGGAGGUUUUAUACAUGAACUCCUCCGUGCUCUCUGUCUCUCACAGACCCCUCAACGACACCAGUGGCGUGAAGACGCUGUACGAGGAUUGCAAAAACAUGCCUGCAGUUCUCAUUUGGUACCUGGGCCUGCAGUUCAUUAACAUGUUCCUGGGCAUCCCAGCCAACUUCAUGGUGCUGUGGCUCAUCCAUACCAACAAGGGUGAUUCUUCCACCUCAGAUAUCUUCAUCCUUCAUUUGGCGGUUUUAGACAUACUCUUCUGUCUCAUCCCUCCCCUUGAGCUGGCCAACAUAGUCUUCCUCAACAACAGCAGCACCUGGUACGUCCUGCGCUUCUUCUACGGCAUAAAAGACUGCUCGCCUCUCCUCCUCUCAUGCAUCUGCUUAGACCGCUACAUGGCCGUGGUCCACCCCAUCACCUUCACCAAGUUCAAGGACCGUCAACACCGAGCGGUCCUGGCCUUUGUAGUCUGGCUGAUCACUCUGGCCUACGCUGCUGCUAAAUGCGUAGGCAACAUUGUCAACUUUGAGAAGGUCUUCACAGGGAUGAUCCUCACAGCUUUCGCCUUCAUGGUGUUCUGCAACAUUGUGAUCCUGUGGGUGCUGAGGCAGUCUGGGCCCGGCAGAGACGAGAUGCAUCCUGUGAAGAAGAGAGCCUUCAAGGUGGUCCUCAUCAUCCUGGCCAUCAUAGUGUUCAACUACUUCCCACCUGUCGCACUGUUCCCCUUCGAGGGCUACUUCUCUUCUAAUGUGUUUAAAUGCUAUAUUCACUAUGUCGCAUUUGGCCUGAUGGACUUCAGCAGCAGCAUUCAGCCGAUGCUCUAUCUGUCCAAAGAAAAGAUGGCAUGCAACCUCAACUGCUGCCAGAGCAGCGCGACCUAGAUCCAAUAGGGAUACGUGUGUUCCAAAGGUUUUCAUAUGAAUGUACUGUUGUUGUGAAAUACAGGAGAAUAUAUUAUGUUCUUGCUUGAUCUGAUAUUGAAAUCGAAUAUUAAAAAGAUUUAUUGCGCACUGGUUCACAACCUAGGGUUAGGGUCCCCUAAGGAUGACUCUGAAGAUGAACUUUCUUGCCUAUUCUGAGGCAGACCUGAAUAAAUUAAUAACUUAUUGUUUAGAUUUAUAGAUUUUUCUUAAAUCCCUGUACAGAAACAAUUUCUUUUAAGGUGUCUGACAUUUUGGGAAAUUGGGUUAUUUGCUUUCUGGCAGUUAGAUAGAAAACUGAUUUUAUGAUGCCUUUAGUGGCCAGAUUUAGUGGCAUCUAGCACUAUAGUUGCAGAUCACAACUUCCUUCCUUCAUCCUCCGAACAAAGGAGAAACUCUGCAAAAUGUGUGAAAAAUGCAAGAGUACUAUCUAGAGCCCGUGUUUGGUCUGUUUCUACUAGGACACUGUACAAACACGAUGCUUCAACAUGGCGGACUCAAUGGAAG